CUCGUUGACAUUUUUCUUUCACACGUUGACAUUUUUCUUUCACAAUUCAGAAUAAGAAGCAUUUGUAUCAACGCAACAUGAAAUAUCUCAUCCUGGUCUUCACGUGGACUCUCUGUUGCGAGUCAGCUGCAGCCAGAUACGUAUGGACGGACAAGCCGGCUCUCCUGGUGAGCACUAACGACAUAGAGGACGGGGACACGCUGGAGCUGGCGUGUACCCUCCCCAUCGACUACCGCGGAGGCGAGUGCCGUCUCUACCGCGGCGACUCCCGCGUCCCCUUUCGAGUCUUGACGGCUUCGGACUACGUCUGCGUCUUCCGUCUGACUUCUUCGGUCCUGCUUGGCCCCGCCCCCGUGGGAAGCCAACUCUCGCUCAGGUGCGACUAUCGGCUCCAAGAAUACACGUCCGUGUCCAGCGACGGCGUCGCCGUUGUGGUUUGGGGCAGCGGUCCCGCUCCCCGGCUCAGCGCGGGCCCCGGACUGCUGUCGCCGGAGGACGUCGCGGAGGUGAGGUGCCGUCCGCCCGUUCGGCCCGUCUACGAGUGCGAGUUCUACCGAGACGAGUGGCGCAUCGCCGAGGGCGCGUGCCGCCGCAACCUGACGGGCGCCCAGCUGGCGGUGUGGGAGAAGCCCGCCACCUGGCUGCCCGUCAACCUGACCUGCCGCUACCGAGCCCGGCGGGACCUUCAGUUUCGCUCGCGAGCCAGCGACGCCGUGCUUCUCUUUGUCGUGGGUAAGAUGUUUUGGGAGUCGCAUCCUGUUGAUUUUGGGGCAUUUUCCGCUCACUCCUUGUUGAUUUUUGGCACUUCCCUGUUGCCAUUUUUAGAUCAAUUUCUGAUGACUUUGGGGAAAUUGACAGCAUCCAGUCGAUUUGUGGGUCACUUCCUUGACACUUUUGGCCAUUCCGCUUCACUUCCUGUCUAUUUUAGGACAUUUCCGGGUGUUCAUUUUGGGUCUGGCAAUAAUAUAUGUCACAUUCACGACAGAAAGAUCUAUCUUCUGCAACACCUGCCACCGAAAGAAUUAAGUUGAUUGUUUUGCCCAGACGCAUCUCAGGCAGCGUCCGAUCAAUCCUGCCGGCUCUCGGUGGACCGGGAUCAGCUGUCCCGCUUCCGAGGCCUCCGCUCCACUUUUACUAGCGCGAGCGGGAUCCGGGUCAAAGUUGAAG
Molecule: messenger RNA, 1167 nt
Organism: Corythoichthys intestinalis (scribbled pipefish)
Lineage: Eukaryota; Metazoa; Chordata; Actinopteri; Syngnathiformes; Syngnathidae
Exons: 4
Coding region: 78-1031 (317 amino acids)
Source: RefSeq, a predicted model, not a curated record